UGUCGUCCUCCCUUUCCCAGAAUCCCUCUGGGCAGCAGCUUGUUGCCGGGACGGGCUAAUGGCGUGGUCCCUGACCCGCUGGGCGGGAGGGACGCUAUGGCGCUGCGCAGCCCGGGUCGGUAGGAGCUUCUCCUUGGGUGUCCCUGAGGCGGCCCCUGUGAGAACAACCCUUCCGCCCCCAAAAGUGGUGGAUCGAUGGAAUGAGAAGAGGAGCAUGUUUGGGGUGUAUGACAACAUCGGGAUUCUGGGAAAUUUUGAACGGCACCCCAAGGAUCUGAUUAAGGGGCCCAUAUGGCUCAGGGGCUGGAAGGGGAAUGAAUUGCAGCGAUGUAUCCGUAAGAAGAAAAUGGUGGGAGAUCGCAUGUUUCUGCAGGACUUACACAACCUGAACAAGCGGAUCAGAUACCUCUACAAACAGUUCAAUAGAAAGGGGAAGCACCGAUAGAGGAGAAGGCUAGAAAUGAUAGAAAUGCCCAUACCCCACCUAGAAUCUUUCAGAACACUUUUGGGUAGGGAAACUUCUUGGUGUGGAGAAAGCCCUUUGUAAAGUGUUUAUAAUAAAAUUGGUUGCCUAGGCA
Messenger RNA from Dromiciops gliroides (monito del monte), 578 nucleotides. It is a transcript of the gene MRPL51, whose product is annotated as mitochondrial ribosomal protein L51. Gene Ontology annotation, biological process: translation. The record is from RefSeq and is a predicted model, not a curated record. Gene Ontology annotation, cellular component: mitochondrial large ribosomal subunit. The transcript is spliced from 3 exons. NCBI's taxonomy places the organism in Eukaryota, Metazoa, Chordata, Mammalia, Microbiotheria, Microbiotheriidae. The coding region runs from base 59 to 445 and encodes 128 amino acids. Gene Ontology annotation, molecular function: structural constituent of ribosome.